Papaver somniferum (opium poppy) is the source of this 1610-nucleotide messenger RNA. RefSeq lists its product as uncharacterized. The record is from RefSeq and is a predicted model, not a curated record. Bases 375 to 1172 code for a protein of 265 amino acids. The transcript is spliced from 2 exons. NCBI's taxonomy places the organism in Eukaryota, Viridiplantae, Streptophyta, Magnoliopsida, Ranunculales, Papaveraceae.
GGAGAGGAAAUAAUGGUGGAGGAGAUGUUGUAGUAGUUCAGGCUCCAGACAACUUCACAUUUGAUUUAGUUACACGUAUCAUCAGUUGGUUACCAGCAAGGGAAAUUAUGAGAUUGAGGUUAGUUUGCAGAGAAUGGAGAACACUACAUCAAAAUCCUUGGUUUAUUGAGCUCCAAAGAGGAAAUGCUUCUAACCUCACAACAUCAUCUUCUUUACUUCUACUGGAUGAUGAUAGACACUUCAGAACGAUUGAGUACAACCCUACCACGGGUGAUUUGGUUAGUAAUCUUCCACUUGGUAAUUGUCAUGCUCGUUUACACGGUUUUCAUCCUAUGAUGCAUCAAUUAAUGGACUAAUUGUAUUCAAGUGGUUAAAUGGAAGAUGCGUUAUUUGGAACCCCUGCAUUGGUUUAUUUUUGGGAAAUUCAACCUCCACCAACUCCACCCUUUGUAGGGAACGUAAAUGUUAGUUUCUCAUUUGUUUUUGCUUAUGAUUCUGAACGAGACGAUUACAUGCUAGUGAGCAUUGUUCAUGUUCAUGGACAGAAUACCUCGUUGGUCUCGGUCUAUCAACCCAGCACAAGGACUCUAACUACAUGGAAUCCAAUUUCUUAUGCCUUUCCAGAUCCGUGGCAAGAUUAUAUGCCUGAUGGGGUAUUCUUGAACGGAUUCUUUUACUGGAUAGCUAUUCCAACCAUUCAAGCUGAUCAAGAAACAAUUAUUCUGAGAUUUGAUAUUGCUAGUAACGGGUUAAUUGAAUUAGGGGCACCACAUAGUUUGAGAGAUCCGGCACAACAAGAGUCAAGGCAUGUAGUCGGGACUUAUGAUGGCAGACUAUGUGUUUAUCGCAGUCAUCAUGGUGAAAGAAUUGAUAUUGUUGGAAUGGAAAAUGGUUGGGGUAUACUUCGGACCAUUCACACAUACAGGACCGAUUUAAGGCAUUUCCUUCCAAUUAGAAUGCGUCUUCACAAUUUUAUAACACUUGCGAAUAUGGAGGAAGAUUUGGAAGAAGACCAAGAGUUUUUCCUGAUCGAUACAAGUACAUUAUUUAGACAAGCAUUUCCAGUGCCAUAUGAACCUGUAGACCGUGUUAGUGUCAUUCAAGAUCUCGCAAUAACUAAUGUGCAACCAUAUGUUGCAACACUGGUCAGACUCCCAACCCCUGAUUUUUAACAGAGAGGAAAUGAAGCUUUGAGUUAAGUGGUUCGGUUGGUGGUGAAAUUGAGGAAUACAAAUUAAGUGGCAACAGUACACGCUUAGUGGGAUACGAAUCUCAACCUGCAAGGAUGUAACCAGUUGUAUCAAUCUUCCAUAACUUUGGGCAAGUUAAAUUCCAAUUUCCAUCAAUUUUUAACUCAUGAGUUUCUGGGGAUAUCAUCGAGCCUGACAACAAUGGCAUCGGUGUAUAUUUUUUCUCGUUUUCAUCAUAAGAGGGUAUAGUUGAAUUCUGAAGUAGAUAAUGAAGAUUGGUAACUCGGACAUUGACGUUAUCUGCAGAACAUUGUCUUACCUAUAAUAGUGUGGACUAGGUUUCUUGCAUUUCUUUAUUCUAAAAGUACUUGCAUAUACGAUUUUAAUAGAACUUCGCAGGCAUGGGUCUAAUUUUAUAAA